UGGAGUGGAGACAGGCCAGCUGUCUGGUCAGGACGGGCCUUGAGACCAGGCUAAGUAUUUAGAGAACCGAAAUGCCAAAAGCAUUCAUAGCUCACAGUUCCAUUAUAAAUCCGUUUGAGGUGGGCUGGCCCGUUUUGCGUGUGGGAGUUGGAAUCUGGAUUAGGCUGUGGGAGGAGGUGGGAUUGUUGAAGGAAGCAGACUAUGGGACAUUUUCUAAACGAUGACUUGACUUGUAGAGCACCAGAUCCCUCCAGGCGAAUGGUGUCAUUUGGGGAAAGGUGUGAAAGGGGUGAUUCCGGGGGACAUGGAAACCCACUUUCUCAGGGAAAAGCUGAGACAGUGCCUGGCUGCCACCAAUUUCAGCGCUGCUCCAGCACGCCCUCUGCUGCCCGGGACGAGUCUGUCAUCCCUGUUUUCCUCUUGAUUGUACUUCGUGCUAACACCGUCGAGUUCAAAUAUCGAAGUCCAAACAGAAGCACGUCUUUCUAGGAACUAAUUUGGAUCACACUCAGAAUUGCUUCCCCUGCACUUGGGUAGACGGACGCCCCAGGCCCUCGGCCUCAUGUUGUGGGUCUGUCUUUCCUGCUGGAUCACAGUGAAGAUGGGAUGUCUGGGGGAAGAGCCCUCCCAACAAAGAAUAGAGGGAAGGGAGUACAAGGGGAGGACGAAGUUUGCCCUCGAAGGACAGCAAGAUGACUUCGUUGGUGGCCUAUGAUGACUCAGACUCGGAGGCUGAGACAGAGCCUGUGGGAAGUGUUAACGAUGCUGACCAGGGGAAGGACACGUCUGGUGUGGCCAAACCUCCCAGGCAAGAUUUUACAUCUGGUAUCCUGGACAUGAUGAAAGGGAGAGCACAGCCCCCAAAGCCUGGGUCCAAAGCUCCGAGCAACCUUCACGAAGACCCAGGAGGCCAUCCUCUCCCACUGGUCCGACUCGGGAGGAGUGAUUGGGGCUCUUGCCCCAGCCAGAGACUGCAGUGGCGUAGGAAGGAGCCUGAGGUCACCUCCCCCCCCAGCGAACCCCCUCGCCCUUCCCUGUGGACCAGCCGUGCUCUGGCUGGCCACUCGCCCCGGCCAGCUGCCUGCUUUAAGGAAGUGAAACUCUCCUGGGAAUUGUACAGCUCCCCUGUGUCCUCCUUCUGUGCUCGAACAGAAUCUGAAACCACAGGUACCAUUGGCAGCUCUGUUCAGAAGAAAAGGCAUGAGGAUUGUGUCGUACCGUAUAUCCCGAAGAGACUAAGACAGCUGCAGAUGUUAAACACAGACACAGGCCAGAGUAAAGAAGCGGAGCCACCGGGACCUCUUGCUGGGUGUGCCCCAGCCCCACUCCGUGUCGCCCCCAGAGUGUCCGAGUUUAUUCAGCCAUAUUUGGACAGUCAGUAUAAAGAAACCAAAGUCCCCAGGAGUGUGCUCUUCCACCUGAGGGGCCACAGGGGCCCCGUCAACAGCAUCCAGUGGUGUCCAGUCUUUUCCAAGAGCCACAUGCUUCUCUCUGCUUCUAUGGAUAAAACCUUCAAGGUGUGGGAUGCCGUGGACUCGGGGGCCUGCUUGCAGACCUACUGCCCGCACAGGGAGGCCGUGCGGGCUGCCCGGUGGUCUCCCUGUGGCCAGCGAAUCCUCAGCGGCGGCUUUGACUUUGCCCUGCACUUAACAGACCUCGAAACAGGAACCCAGCUGUUCAGUGGUCAAAGUGACUUUAGAAUCACCACCUUGAAAUUUCAUCCAAAAGACCACAAUCUUUUUCUAUGUGGAGGCUUCAGCCCUGAAAUCAAAGCUUGGGAUAUCAGGACUGGCAAGGUGGUGAGAGGCUACAAGGCGACCAUCCAGCAGACCCUGGACAUCCUCUUCCUCCAGGAAGCCUCCGAGUUUUUGAGCAGCACAGAUGCGUCGAGCCGGGACUCCGCCGACCGCACCAUCAUUGCCUGGGAUUUCCGGAGUUCCGCCAAGAUCUCCAACCAGAUUUUCCACGAGCGGUACACCUGCCCCAGCCUCGCCUUGCACCCGCGGGAGCCCGUGUUCCUGGCGCAGACCAACGGCAACUACCUGGCUCUGUUCUCCGCCGUGUGGCCCUACCGCAUGAGCAGACGGCGGCGCUACGAAGGGCACAAGGUGGAGGGCUACUCGGUGGGCUGCGAGUGCUCCCCGGACGGCGACCUCCUGGUGACGGGCAGCGCGGACGGCCAGACCCUGCAGUACAGCUUCCGCACCGCCAGGCGGGCCUGCACGCUGUCGGGGCACACGCAGGCCUGCGUCGGCGCCACCUUCCACCCCGUGCUGCCCUCCGUCCUCGCCACCUGCUCCUGGGAGGGGGACGCUAAGAUCUGGCACUGAGCAUCCUGCACUGCGGCACCCGGGGGUCCCCUUCUCCUCGGGGGCUGGGGGUGGCCAGGAGGCCCUGAGGGGUAGUCAGGGGGCUUUGGGCUCAUACCAGGCAGAACCUGCCGCCACCACUCCCUGAGCCUCAGUCUCCUCAUCUGUAAAAUGGGGAUAAGAAUCAGGGCCCCAAGGACUAAUAGUGCACCCAGCAGAUUGCCAGCAAUGCCCAAUAAAUGUUAGUGUUUUUACUAUUUCAUACGUUAUUUCAGCAGCAAAUACAUGUACUGCUGGCUUCCUCAUGUGCCCUCCCAGGCCUGCCAGGGCUGUGGGAGCGUGAGGUGGGCAUCCCCAACCUGCCUGGUCCUGAGGGUGCUCCCAGAAGUGGUGGGGGGCUCUGGAUCUGCCUCCAGGAACUCUGUCUGGAGCACACAGACCCCGCCAGCCUUGGAGGGCUCCGGGGUCUCUCCCGGCAGCGUGGCAGCUGGGUCCCUUGUCUGCCCAAGCCCCGGGUCCCGGCUCACCUGUACAUGUCUGCCCAGGUAGAGGAGUCUCAAGGAGCUGGCUGGGGGGGAGACCCGACUCCCCAGGGACCCAGGCAGGCCAGUGAGCACUAGAUCCUAUGAGAACCAGCAAUUGAGGGACCACCCCAGGAGCCCGAGGACCCAUGGACAGCGAGGGUGGGGUCCACAGGUGCCACACCUGGGGGAGGGGCCGUCCCUGCAGCCUUGGGGGUCUCCCUGGAGGAGGCAGACAUCGAAGUGGUGUGGCGGGCGUCCCUGGCAGGGGAGUCAGUAGGAAAUGGGCCGGGGCAGAGCGAGGCCACAGGGCAGGUGGGGGCCCAGCUUUGCUGCUCCCAGAAUCAGACUCCAGCCCAGGCCUUGGGCAGUCACCUCUGCUCUCCAAGCCUCAGUUUCCCCAUCUCUGAGCACCCAGCCUGCAGGUGGACAGCGACGGUCCAGGAGGCCAGGUCUGGGUGGGGCUGGCCACAGCCAGUGCUCUAGUCUCAGGUGGGGGCAUCCUGGCCAUGGCUGGCGGGCAAGGAUGCUUGUUUCAGCGUAACUCUCAACUUCUGCCCAAGGGGGCUCUCUGGGGCCCACAGGAAGGCCACUCUGGCAGAGGGGACGGCGGUGCUGAGGCCUGUGGUGGACUUAGCUGCCCUUCCUCCUCACCCUGCCGUCCCCGGUGCAGAGGCUGACAGCGGGUGCCCCUCGGGCCCUCUGCCCUGCUCAGGGAGGCAGCACCCUCAGUUGUACUCUCAGGAUGGCCUGAUUUGUUGAAAAUAAAGAUCAUCCGUCCCAGUCGCCUGGCCCUGCCUGCGGUGGAGGCUCACACAAGGUGGGGCCACCAGCAGAGCAGCCCAGGGGGGGAUCCUCAUGGGGCCACUCCUGCCGCCACCCCCGGCUUUCCCACGGAAGCUUCCCUGGCCGUGCCCACCUCCUGGCUCCCGCUGCACGGCCUCGGGGCCUUUGCACCCGCUGCUCCCCCCCGGGGUCCUCCCCAGCCUUUGAUCUAAGAUGGCAGUGCCCAGCGCCUCCUUCCCCCGGAUCCGAGUCCCUCCUACAGUGGGACAGAAGCUCCCCGCGGGCAGCAUCCCUGCCCCCUACUGCACCCAGGCCCCUGGCCCAAUGGGUGCCCCGUGAAUAACUGCGGGUGGGGUCUGGCGACAGGAUACAGGGUCUGGGUCAGAACUUAAACCCUGCCUCCCUUUCAUCGCCUAUCACUUCAGGUGAGCUGCUUAGCCUCCUGUGCCUCAGUUUCCCUGCCUGUGAGACAAGAACUGAGGGUACCAAUUGCAGGGGAAUAACGGGGUUCAGGUCCCUGCAGCUCUGGGCGGUGCCUGGGUGCAGGGGCAGCCGAGAGGAUUCCUGCAGUGUCGCUCGAGCGCAGGAGCUGAGCCGUGUAGUCCAGGGGGCCGGGUCUGGCUCCGUUCCCACCCCUCGCCCUCGGGUGGCAGGACCCUCCCUGCUGCCCCCGCUGUCCCUGGUGCUCUCCGCAGCAGGAUCUGCCAGCGAGGGCUCCUCCUUCCAUGGUUCCCACUGACCCGUCUCCAGAAGGACUCAGGCUGGAUUGUGUCCCACGCCCGCCCCACACAGAGGGUCCAUGGCCAGGCAUGACGGGGGCUGUGGUCUGUAGCUGCCACCAUGGAGCUGCAGGGGAAGAAGACGUGUUCCCCCAAAAGAACUGGGACCCCCUACAAGUACCUUUGGGAGGGUCUCCCCAGACCUGGCCAGGACAGGCCCUUGGCACGUGCUUGUGAAUGAAACGGUCGUGAGGCCUGAGCUGGGGUGGCCCAGCCUUCCCAGGGCGCGUCCGGACCUGGAUCCUGAUGGCCGCUUCCUAAUCCAGAGUCUGAUCUGGAUUAUGUGGCACCGGGUGCAGACUGCUUCCCCUCUCGAUGUGCCGAUGUCACGAUCGUGUCAUGUGAGUGCCCGUGACGACCCCUCUUCCUUCAGGCCGUGGCACGUCCGACAGCCCCCCCCCCCCCAGGCUGGUCUCAUCCUUCACGCUGAGCGCUCACCUUGGCUGCCCUUUGACUCUCUGGGAUGUGGAGGGGCUUUGCCGGCGCGUGGCUUCUGGGCCUCAGGUUCCUCAUCUGUAAAGUGGCCUGUUUAGAUGGCCAGGGAGGUGGUGCAGAAGGGCGUGUUGUGGCUUGUUACCCUCUGUGCUGGUUUGGAUGGGUUAUGUCCCCCAAAAUGCCAUGUUCUUUGGUGCAAUCUUGUGUAUUAGUGUUGAUCAGGUUGGAACCUUUUGAGUGUUUCCAUGGAGAUGUGACCCACCCAACUGUGCGUGACACCUCUGGCUAGGGAGGGACCUCUGAUUAUUUCCAUGGCGGUGUGGCCCUGCCCAUUCAGCGUGGGCCUUGAUUAGUUUACUUGAGCCCUCUAAGAGCUCAGACAGAAGGAGCUCAGCGCUGCAGCCAUGUUGAAGAUGGCU
Molecule: messenger RNA, 5249 nt
Organism: Choloepus didactylus (southern two-toed sloth)
Lineage: Eukaryota; Metazoa; Chordata; Mammalia; Pilosa; Megalonychidae
Gene: WDR25
Product: WD repeat domain 25
Exons: 9
Coding region: 693-2330 (545 amino acids)
Molecular function (GO): protein binding
Source: RefSeq, a predicted model, not a curated record